Molecule: messenger RNA, 1596 nt
Organism: Sphaerulina musiva SO2202
Lineage: Eukaryota; Fungi; Ascomycota; Dothideomycetes; Mycosphaerellales; Mycosphaerellaceae
Product: DUF185-domain-containing protein
Exons: 3
Coding region: 1-1596 (531 amino acids)
Biological process (GO): mitochondrial respiratory chain complex I assembly
Cellular component (GO): mitochondrion
Molecular function (GO): protein-arginine omega-N symmetric methyltransferase activity
Source: RefSeq, a predicted model, not a curated record
AUGAGGAGCAGCCUAUCACGUACAGCAUGGCAGUUGGGUCAGAACGCCUGCAGAAUCAGAACUCGACCUUGCCGAGUCGCCGGCGCAAGAUGGAGCUCAUCAGAAAGCGGCCAUAAAUGGUCUACACCUCUAGCCAAGCAGUUGGCCGAAGCAAUCAUAACGACUGGCCCGAUACCCGUGGCAUCAUACAUGCGCCAGGUCCUCACUUCAGAUUUGGGAGGCUAUUAUACCGGAGCACUCUCUGGCGACCGAGACCAGUUCGGCACCAAAGGCGACUUCGUGACAUCUCCCGAGAUCAGUCAGAUAUUCGGAGAGCUCAUUGGCGUCUGGGUGGUGGCAGAAUGGAUGGCUCAAGGGAAGAAGAGCGAAGGCGUAUACCUCAUGGAGAUUGGGCCCGGCAGAGGAACACUCAUGUCUGAUAUGCUGCGGACCAUUCGAAAUUUCCCUCCUUUGGCCAAAGCAAUCGAAGCGGUAUAUCUGAUUGAAGCCAGCGAAACUCUACGGCUGGCACAACACAAGCUACUCUGCGGCGACAACCCAAUGACAGAGACCAAACUAGGAUGGGAAAGUGUCAGCAAGCAUUCCUCCGAAAUCAAGGUUGUCUGGACCGAAGACCACAAGUUCGUGCCACGACAUGCGAGCAAGACGCCCUUCAUCAUUGCUCAUGAGUUCUUCGAUGCACUUCCGAUCCAUGUCUUCCAAUCUACGCAUAUCCAGCCAGAUCAAGCUAAAACGAUUCAAACUCCCACUGGACCUAUUCAGAAUAGAUCAAGGACUCAAGAAUCCCAACAAUGGCGGGAACUAAUGGUGUCUGCUAAGCCGCCACACAGGUUGAAGGAAGGCGAGCCCGAGUUCGAGCUCUCGACUUCGAGGACGGCCACAGCACAUUCGAUGUACUUACCAGAGACCUCGCCACGAUACAAGGCAUUGAAGACCACAGACGGAUCUACGAUCGAAGUGUCGCCAGAUUCACAAUCGUAUGCACGAGACAUGGCAGUACGGAUAGGAGGUUCAAACCCAGAUGAGAUAGCCGCCUACGCAAAGCGAAAGGCCCCCAUACCUGGCAGAUCCACAGCAUCAACGCCGGAGAUUCCAAUCUCAAGGCCCUCGCCUUCUGGUGCAGCACUCAUUAUUGACUACGGCCCACCAGACCACAUCCCAAUCAACUCCCUUCGCGGCAUUCGCGCUCACAAACUGGUUUCACCCUUCGAUCGACCCGGCGAGACAGACGUCAGCGCAGACGUGGAUUUUCUCGCUCUGGCCGAAACAGCCAUCAAUUCAUCUCCCGGCACCGAGGUUCACGGUCCUGUCAGUCAGGCGAACUUCUUAAACGCCAUGGGUAUACAGGAAAGAGCAGCGCAGCUGGUGAAGAAGGCGCUUGAUGAUGAACGAGCGGGAAGGGGUGGUGGAAAGGAUAAGAGCGAACUCACCGAGAUUGUCAAGAGAGUGGAGUCUGGGUGGCGAAGGUUAGUUGAUACCAGCCCGCAGGGCAUGGGGCGUUUGUAUCAUGUCAUGGCCAUUGUGCCAUAUUCGCCACCGAAAGAAGGGCAGCCGAGACGGAGGCCUGUAGGUUUUGGAGGAGAUAUACCUGCAUAG